AGAAUAUAUUAUGCAUCAUGUAUGAUGAGAUAAAGUAUGGGAUACAGUUCCCUUGUUAGUUGUUUCUUUUUCCUUUUUAUUAUCUAUAAUGGGUAUGAUGUGUACGUGUAUGUGAGUAUAUAUAGGUUAAGUCUUACUCUCUUUGCACAACAUCUUUAUGGUCUCACUUUCUCUCCGUCACUCACACAUUUUGUUAUCAUGAAAGACACCAAGAAGAAGAUUCCAUGCAGCAAGAAGCUUGGAGGAUAUUUGAGAGAGCAAAAGGGACGGCUGUACAUCAUCAGAAGAUGCGUGGUCAUGCUCAUUUGUUGGAGUGACUAAACAUUUGCGGCUCCUCUACAUAUACACAUCAGUACUAGACGGCAUAUGUGCUCACAAUAUCUAUUUGUAUUGUACUACUGAUAUAUGAUUGAAGAGAGGGGUUGGAUCUUUGUGGCUAUAAGCGAUGCGAGAUGAGUUCACGAGAUGGAGUUCAAGCAUUCAUUAAUGACAUAUAUCCUGUUAUCUCCGAGGUGUUGCUCGAAUAUAAGAAUAGUUUUUUUUCUUUUUCUUGAAUUAGCUAGCAUGGAAAUGAAUAAUUAAUUAGAUCAUCUUUUUAUAUUAGUGUAUGAUAUAAAGUAAGGAGAGAAAAAUAUGAGCAACAGUUUGUCGACGCUAAUAGGAUACUUUCUAGGGAAAUAUCUUUUUUUCUCGCUGACUCCCCGCCCAGAACCGUGCUUAGAGGCUUUUGAAAAAGGCAUUUACCUAGGGGUCCAAGUUUUGUACAAAUUUCAGGGUUUCUAAUUACAAAAAAAAAAUACUUUUACAUGGUAGUUAACAUAUUUUUUUAGAUAGAUUUUUAUUUUUAUUUGAUUUU
Messenger RNA from Brassica oleracea var. oleracea, 856 nucleotides. RefSeq lists its product as uncharacterized. Gene Ontology annotation, biological process: negative regulation of cell population proliferation. The coding region runs from base 37 to 321 and encodes 94 amino acids. NCBI's taxonomy places the organism in Eukaryota, Viridiplantae, Streptophyta, Magnoliopsida, Brassicales, Brassicaceae. The transcript is spliced from 2 exons. The record is from RefSeq and is a predicted model, not a curated record.